Paramecium sonneborni is the source of this 1140-nucleotide messenger RNA. The record is from the annotation of a GenBank genome assembly. NCBI's taxonomy places the organism in Eukaryota, Ciliophora, Oligohymenophorea, Peniculida, Parameciidae.
UCAUAAAGUAAAUUAUUGAAAAAAUUAUCCAUAAAAUUAUCGAUGGGGAAUUUUUGUUCUGAAGAGAGUGCUGAAUCGUGUGAAUGGAAAAAAGAAAUUAAGAAAUUAUGCGGUACUUAUAAUUUUUCUUGGACAUAAGCUAUUGUGUCUUAAAUUAAAAAUAUUGAAGCAAUUAGGGAUAUUUAGUUAAGAGAUAUUUAUUUGAUGAAUGCUUCAUUUUAAACAAUAAAAAUAGAAUGUUCAUAGAUGGAGGAUGAUAAGGUAUAUUAGACACAAUUAAAAAAAAUUUUUAGAAGAACAGGAUUAUCUGAGUAGUAAAUUGAAUAAUAAGAUUGUUCUAUUUCUGGGAGUCUUUUAUCAGAUACUUAAUCUUAUAUAUAUCAUGAGAAAGUAUGUUAAAUAAGUUAGUUAUCUAAAAGGAGCAUGGAAUACUUUGCACAUUUCACAGAUAUUAUAAAAUACUAAAUAAAAUCAAAUGAAAUAAGUCAACUUAUUAAGAUUUUCAAAGAAUCAUAUUUAACAGAUGAAAGUUAUUUAGAUUCAUUUAAAUAAUUUGUUGACUUUCUUUAUUAAAGUAUUGUCUCAUAUUACAAAAUUUUACAUUUCAAAAAAUAAAUGCCUGAAUAUACUUGUUUAAUUAACAAGGAUACUUUAAUAAAUUUUAUUACAAAUUGUCUACUCUAAGAUAUUGAACUUUAUGAUAAAAUAUAUAAUAAAAUAUAUGAGGAAUUGUAGGAAUAAUGUUAACUUACAAAAAGAAAGAUGAUUGAAAAUGAUAAUCUUUCAACUCGUGAAAUGGGUAUAUCAAGAGAAUUUUAAUUCUUAGAUGAAAAUCAACCAUACUUAUCAGCAAUUAGAAUAUUAUAAAAAAUAUAAUAAAAAUAUGGACCUGCAAGUAAAGCAAAAGUGAUUUUAAAAAUGUCUUAAGUUGUUACAACUUGUAUGACAAAAGGAAGAGGAAAAAGUCUCUUAUUAGCCUCAGAUGAUAUGUUACCAGUUUUAAAAUAUGUAAUUAUCAAAUCUAAAAUUUAUGACAUUCAUGUUCAUAUAUUUAUUUUAUAAAACUUACUGACUCAAAAUGUACUUUCAAGUAGCUUAGGGUAUUUUAUAACAAGUUUAUAAGCUAGUAUAGAGUCAUGA